Molecule: messenger RNA, 723 nt
Organism: Fomitopsis serialis
Lineage: Eukaryota; Fungi; Basidiomycota; Agaricomycetes; Polyporales; Fomitopsidaceae
Exons: 3
Coding region: 1-723 (240 amino acids)
Source: RefSeq, a predicted model, not a curated record
AUGUCUACCGCUUUGCUCCGGUCUCAAGCUGCUCGUUCUGUCGCCGCGUCCGCGCGCGCGACACCUGUGUUCGCGCGUGCAGCGUACCCACAUGUUCGCACAUACGCGGUCACUCCUGACCCAACUCAGCCAACCGACUCGCCAACGCCGUCAGACGUCCCCAAGCCCGAGAAGAGCAACAUGCUCUGGAUCCUCGGCGGCGUGACCGCGGCAUCCGUUGGAGCAUGGUAUUACUUGAACAUGGAAGGGGAGAACGUCCACGAGAAGCGCCAGAAGGAUGCGGAGGAGGCAGCGCAGAAGGCAAGGGAAUUGAGCGACGCAGGGAAGCGCACCGCGCAGGAUGCUGUCAAGGAAGGCCAGAAGGGAUACUACGACCUAAAGGCCGCGGGCAAGGACAAGCUCCAUAGUGCGGAAGCAACCGCGAACGAGUAUGCGGCUGACACGCGUGGCACGGUCACGAAGCAGUACGACGCGGCCAAGGCGUCAGCAGCAGACACUUACAACGCCGCUACGGCGAAGGUGGGCGACGCUGAGGCUGCCGCCAAGGCGACGUACGCUGAUGCGAAGCAGAAGGCGAACGAGACGACGCAGAGCUGGGGCUCAUGGUUUGGGAGCUGGUUCGGCUACGGCAAGAAGAAAGCGGAGGCGGCAGAGUCCAGGACUGCUGCUGAUGUAGCCGCUAGCGCGUCGAAGGUGCAAAGGGAAGCUGAGAAGCGGGAGUAG